This is a messenger RNA of Neurospora hispaniola, 1769 nucleotides long. RefSeq names its product histidinol-phosphate aminotransferase. The record is from RefSeq and is a predicted model, not a curated record. Bases 386 to 1591 code for a protein of 401 amino acids. The transcript has 2 exons. Gene Ontology annotation, biological process: L-histidine biosynthetic process. NCBI's taxonomy places the organism in Eukaryota, Fungi, Ascomycota, Sordariomycetes, Sordariales, Sordariaceae. Gene Ontology annotation, molecular function: L-histidinol-phosphate:2-oxoglutarate transaminase activity; pyridoxal phosphate binding.
UAGAGUUUUGAUUGGUAUUGGCAACUAAUCGUUGAUUUCCCUAAACUUGCGAUUUGAGCCAUGUUUUUGAUUUAGUAAUCGGAAUCUAUGGUGGCUGAAAUCUACUUCUGAACAAAACUGGAACCGUUGAUAAGGGGCCAGGCCUUCCGGAGUGGGGACGAACUGGUUCGCAAAUCAUCAACUCGCCCUGAGCCGUUUGGAGACGAUUUUCAAGAUGACUCUUUCAAGUGACUCUUUACGCCAACACACACCUCACUUUCGCCCAGGGUUUUCAUAAAAACCUGCGUGAAAGAAUCAAGAACGAGAGCAUUCGUUCUAGAAUCCUGUUCUUUUCCGUUUAUAGUUCAUUCAUCUAUUCAACGAUCACGAGCCAAUCGCUCACAAAAUGUCGCCCUUCAAUCUCGAGACCUGCGCCAGGCCAAACAUCCUCGCCUUGGAACCUUAUCGCUGCGCGCGCGAUGACUACAAGGACGAUGGCACCAACAUCCUCCUAGACGCCAACGAGAACGCCUAUGGGCCUCCCGUUCCCCAAAACCUGGGUACCGGCUCCGGUUCCAGUGGUCCCGAGCUCGACCUCCUCGGCCUGCACCGCUACCCCGACCCUCACCAACGGGACCUCAAGCAGCUCCUCUGCUCGCUGCGCACGACCCACGCGCACACCUCCAAGCUUCUGACGCCCGAGAAUCUCUGCGUAGGCGUCGGCUCCGAUGAGGCCAUCGACGCUCUCUUGCGGUGCUUCUGCGUUCCCGGCCGCGACCGCAUCCUCGUCUGCCCGCCCACCUACGGCAUGUACUCCGUUUCCGCUCAGGUAAACGACGUCGGACUCGUCAAGGUCCCGCUGCUCCCCGCUCCCUCCUUCGCCAUCGACGUGCCGCGCGUCCUCGAGACGCUGUCGACCGAACCCAACAUCAAGAUCAUCUACCUCUGCUCGCCGGGUAACCCCACGGGAUCCCUUCUCGCCAAGGAAGACAUCCAAAAGGUUCUCGAACACCCGACCUGGAACGGCGUCGUGGUCGUCGACGAGGCCUACAUUGACUUUGCGCCCGAGUCCGCCUCGCUGGCCGAGUGGGUCAACGAGUGGCCCAACCUGGUUGUCAUGCAGACUUUGUCCAAGGCGUUCGGCCUGGCUGGCAUCCGUCUGGGAGCGGCCUUCACAAGCCCCCCUAUCGCCAGGCUGCUGAACAGCCUCAAGGCUCCCUACAACAUUUCUUCGCCGACCAGCGCGCUGGCCAGCUACGCGCUGGGACCGGACGGCCUGAAGGUGAUGCGUGCGAACAAGGAGAGGCUGAUCCAGCAGCGGGAGAGGCUGGUGGCGGAGCUGCCGCAGAUUCCGGGCGUGGGCAAGUUGGCGGGCGGUGAGAGCAGCAACUUUUUGUUGUACGAGAUGCUGGAUAAGGAGGGAAAGCCGAGCAACGAGACGGCGCUGAAGGUGUAUCAGAAGUUGGCCGAGACGAAGGGAGUGGUGGUCCGGUUCAGAGGCAAGGAGCACGGGUGCGAGGGGUGCUUGAGGAUUACGGUGGGUACGGAAGAGGAGGUUACGAGGUGCUUAGGAGCGUUGAGGGAGGCGUUGAAGGAGGUUAGGGGGGAGUAAAUGUGGUCAUCAGGUGUCGAGCGACUUGUUCCUAGAGUAGAAGAAUAUUUAGACUAAACUUGAAAGUUCUUAAGCUCUUUUUAUUCCCCAUAUUCGGUGCUCGCAAGUAACCAAUUAGGGAAGGAGUAGGUUCAGGACAAAAGAACACGACACUGCAAUAUACUCUAUUCUCACCCUG